Messenger RNA from Hyphopichia burtonii NRRL Y-1933, 2682 nucleotides. Its product is annotated as chromatin-binding protein. The coding region runs from base 1 to 2682 and encodes 893 amino acids. Gene Ontology annotation, biological process: DNA-templated DNA replication; DNA repair; mitotic cell cycle. NCBI's taxonomy places the organism in Eukaryota, Fungi, Ascomycota, Pichiomycetes, Serinales, Debaryomycetaceae. Gene Ontology annotation, cellular component: nuclear replication fork. The record is from RefSeq and is a predicted model, not a curated record. The transcript has a single exon. Gene Ontology annotation, molecular function: protein binding; chromatin binding.
AUGAAGGUUACUGAGCUUCCUGUAUCCGCGUUCCUCGACGGGUAUGGCUUUGUCACUUAUAAUACCACCAUAGAUAAAUUGAUUGUGGGUAAUAGUGAAGGUAUAGUCAAGAUUUUCAAUAUUGACGAACCUGAUUUAGAGCCAACUUCGAUUGAUAUUAUUGAGAAUUUGACAUCUUUAUCAAGCGAAGGGGACCGGCUAUUGGUGACCAACACAGCAGGUCAUCUUGAAUGUGUUGAUUUAUCGAAAAAUGAAUCUUUAGGGGUGAUUCAUAGAACAGAAUUACCUUUAAGAGAUUCAAUUUUUAUUAAUGAAGGGAAAAGAAUAUUAUGUGGAGGUGAUGAUAAUAAAUUAUUUAUUAUUGAUCAGGAAAAUGAUAAUGGUUUAUCUACAAUAACACUUCCAAACCAGUUUCUUAAUGUUUCUUACAAUUCAACGGGGGAAUUACUAGCUGUUAGUUUAUCAAAUCAAGAUAUUCAGAUUUAUUCGGUUAUAAAUGAAACUCCUAAUUUAAUUCAAACAAUACCUAAAGUUUUGAUUGAGAAUAUCAAAAUUUCAAUGGAUAAACCUGAUUAUGAAGAUGAAAGUACUUAUGCUGAACUUUUGUCAACUAAAACAGAAUGGUCGAUGAAUGGGGAAUUUUUAGCCAUUGCAACUAAUGAUAAUUCAAUCAACAUCUAUAAUCGGUCUAAUUGGGAAACUCCUUCUCAAACCUUGCACAAUGAUGAUAAGCCCGAGAAUGUCAAAAUAAUAGAUUUCCAUUAUUCACCUUUGAGAAAUGAUUACAUGGCCAUUCUUUAUGAUAAUGAGUCAAUCGAGUUUUUCAAUACCAAGUCGAGUGAAUUGGUAGAUACCAUUUCUUUCAAAGCUUCAAAGCCAACUAGUUUAACUUGGAAUAAGGAUUCCCUCUUUGUUGGUACAACAAAAGGUCAUUUUGUUAGAUUAUCAAAUGUUUCGUUUCCGGAUACUAAUGGUUCAAAUUCAAAAACUGCAAAAUUAUUCGUUAAUAAUGAAGCUGAAGAAUCAAAUGAUGAAGAAAAUGCCGAUGACGACGAUCUAGUAAAUGAGCCAAAUGGCAAACCAGUUUCCCAUUUGGAAGAUUCAAUGAUUAUAGAUGAAGACGAGGAAGAUCAAGAGGAUAACCCCAUGAAAUAUUAUAAUAAAGGUGCUGAUUAUAUCUUAGAUGAUUUAUCCCGUAAACGUCAGAAAACUUCAAACGGUUACAUUUCAAAAAUGAAUAAUCGUAAUCCAAUUCAACAGGAACAUGAAGAUAUCGCUCCCUAUUCAUGCGGUUCAACUCCAUGGGCAAAAUCUGAUACCGGAUCAAAUAAUUCACCCAAUAGAAGAUACUUGACUAUGAAUUCAACUGGUUAUGUUUGGUCUGUUAGAACAAAUCUUGGUGAUGGAAACUUAGAUCAACAACAAAGUAUUAGUAUAUCAUUCUUCGAUAGAAAGGAUAAUAAAGAUUAUUAUUUUACUGACUAUUCCGGAUAUGACUUGUGUUCAAUGAAUUCUAAAGGUCUUGUUUUGGCAACUUCUGGUUAUAAAGAAAAACACUCAAAUCAUAAUGGGAAACUUUUCUAUAGAAAUCAUGAUAGUAUUAACGAUUCCUGGGAUCGUGAAGUUCCCCUUUUGAAAAAUGAACAUCUUACUUCAGUUAGUAUUACUGGGACAUCAACAAGUAGAAGUGAUGGUUUCAUAGUGGUUGGUUCUAAUUUGGGUUACUUGAGAAUAUUUGAUUUUCAUGGACUUUGCUUAAAUAUCAUGAAAACCACUCCAAUUGUUACAUUAUCCAUAUCUUUUACUUCUGUUUUAUUCAUGAUUAAUCAAGUUUCACCUAAUUUAUUUACCUAUUCAUUAAUCGACCUUGAAGAUGGAUAUAAAUACAUCCAACAAAAUAUAUUUUUACCAUUGAAGAAAUCUACCAAUCCUUCAAAACCAUUAUUGAAAGGGGUAUUUUUCAACGAACAUAAUGAUCCUUGUUUAGUUGGUGGUAGCGAUGAUACUUUGUUGAUUUUAGAAUCUUGGAGAAAUACCAAUAAUUCAAGAUGGUUACCAAUAUUGAAUUGUCAUGACGUCUUAACUGAAAACGGUACAAAUGAAUCCAAAAAGCAUUGGAAAUGCUGGCCAUUAGGUUUAUAUCAAGACCAAUUGAAUUGUUUGAUUUUGAAAAACAAUCAACAAUAUCCAGGAUUCCCAUUACCAUUACCCAUUGAAUUAGAAAUCAAAAUCCCGUCAUCAGUACCGAAAGCAAAGAGCUCCGUCGAUGAAUUGUUCGAAUCUGACCCCAGUGAUAAGAAACUAGUUGAGACUAAACAAUCCGAAAAUGAAGCUGAAGAAACUUUCUUAAGAGUAAGCUCAAUGGGUAGGGUAGUUUUUGAAAGUUCUCAAGAUGAAGAAAUUAUGGAGGAUGAUGUUGCAAGAGACGAGAUCCAAGAAAGACUAGAAUUAUACUCAAACGAGUUCGAAAGAUCUUUAAUCAAAUUAUUUAUAUCGGCAUGUCAAGAUUCAAGAUUAUCAAGAGCUACAAGUAUUGCUAAAUUGAUGAGAAAAGAUCAAACAUUACUGGGGGCUGCUAAAGUUGCCGAUAGAAUGCAAUUUUCAAAUCUUGCACUUAAAAUCAAUAAAUUGAGAGAGAGUAUGAUGAGUUUUGAAGAUGAAGAAGACGAAGAAGAUCAAUAG